Molecule: messenger RNA, 1517 nt
Organism: Arabidopsis lyrata subsp. lyrata
Lineage: Eukaryota; Viridiplantae; Streptophyta; Magnoliopsida; Brassicales; Brassicaceae
Product: centrosomal protein of 135 kDa
Exons: 5
Coding region: 302-1303 (333 amino acids)
Source: RefSeq, a predicted model, not a curated record
GAUCAUAGAGUUGAGAAACGACCGUUGGAUGGUAAAGUGGGACCUACUAAUCCAUCCCUAGAAACUGUAGAUAUAUUUUUUGGAUGCAGUGAAAAAGUCGUCGACCAAAGUCCCACUUCUAGAUCUACUUUUGUCUAUUUCCAUUAUUAAUUGAUCAAAAAUAAAACAAAUUUCGAAAGGAGUUAAGAAAUCAGAACGUUGGGCCGAUUGUCGCAGAUCCUAUUUAAAAUUCACUUCUUUCCACAAUCUCUCAUCUUCAAUAAACUAGCCGUUACAUAUCUCUCUUUCUCUACCUCCAUCAAUGGCUGCUUCUGUUGAAACUCCAUCAACUAAUCAUACCAACUACGAAGGAACAAGCUUGAACAUGGUUUCUACAACUUCUUUUGAUUCUUCUCCAUCGAUUAUUAGUCCAUCUUCAGACAAGCGUCUCUGGAGCAAUCUACGUAACAGGGUUGAUGUUCUUCUCGAAGAAAAUAGCAAAUAUCACAAACCCAUUGCCGCCGAUACGAUUGCUGGAGAAACAGAGAGAUCAAUGAGAUUUAAGAAUGAUUCGAUGCUUUUGCUUAAAGGGUUUGAUUCGGUUUCUCAUACUCUGUCUCAGCUUUCUAGUAAUCUCGACAAUGCCCUUCAGGGAGUUAGAGAAUUAGCUAAACCACCUUCAUUAUCUGAGAUUCUCCACUCGAAUCUCAAAGCUGAUCAGAUUCAACGACAACAAAAAGAAGAAGAAGAAGAGAGUAAAGGGACGAAGAGGAAACACGAAUCUGAUAUUGAACAAAAAGAAGAUUCUUCGAAUGAAGAAGAGAAGAGACCAAAAGAGAGGAAAAUCAUGAACAAGGCUAAGAACAUUGCGAUCUCCAUGGCAGCGAAAGCGAAUUCGCUUGCAAGAGAGCUUAAAUCCAUAAAAUCCGACUUGAGUUUCAUCCAAGAACGUUGUGGAUUACUUGAAGAAGAGAACAAGAGACUCAGAGAUGGGUUUGUGAAAGGUGUUAGACCUGAAGAAGAUGAUUUGGUGAGGCUACAAUUGGAGGUGUUGCUUACAGAGAAAGCUAGAUUAGCGAAUGAGAACGCGAAUUUAGUAAGAGAAAAUCAGUGUCUUCACCAGAUGGUUGAGUACCAUCAAAUCACAUCUCAAGAUCUAUCUCCUUCAUAUGAACAAGUUGUUCAAGGUUUAUGCUUAGAUUUCUCAUCCCCUGUGCCUCAAUACGAUGAUGAUGAAGAAGAAGAGGAUGAAACAAGAGCUCGAGAUGUCUCCAAAGCCCUUAACGAAAGCUUUGAAAAAGCAGCAGAAGAAGAACAAUAUUGAUCAAGUCAUUGUUUAGAUUUUGUGUGUUUCGUAAAAAAACAACCCAAGUAUUUUCAUAAUUGAUUUAGAUUUUGUGUCUUAGUUUUGAGUAGUUUCUUGGUCUCUAAGAUAUAAAGUUGUAACAUCCCACUGUUUGUUGUAAUAAUUUGGUCACAUAGUACGUUAGACAAUAAACAAAUCGAAUAUACAAACUAUAUGCUUUUGAUCUUGCAAA